Molecule: messenger RNA, 1938 nt
Organism: Oldenlandia corymbosa var. corymbosa
Lineage: Eukaryota; Viridiplantae; Streptophyta; Magnoliopsida; Gentianales; Rubiaceae
Source: the annotation of a GenBank genome assembly
AUGGAUGCACUUACAACAGCCAGAGAAAGAGCUUCGUUUGCAAGAGUUCUAGUGGAUGUGGAGAUCUACGAUAAACCACCAUUAGAAACCCGUUUUGUGGAUGAGAGUGGCAACCUUGUUGAACAAAGAGUCUACAACGAAUGGUGGCCAACUCAAUGCAAGCACUGCCACAAUUUUGGGCGUGGAAAUGAGGAGUACAAAAGAAAGGAAAAGAUUGCAACUGAAAUUCGUAAAGAAAAGGUGGAGAAGGAGAAAGUUAGUCAGCAAUCUGAAUGGAGGAAGGUGAUUAAAAAAGGAAAAUCAGAGGAACAUGAAAAGGAGGAACAAGGAGGCAAGGAGUGGGUUAUGGAAUUUCUUGAUUCUUUUGUUACUGUUAAGGUAGAAGGUAUAUCAGAUCAUACCCCUCUACUGGUUCAGUUAACAGAAGAGGAAAGGCAAUGUUCUAAAUCAUUUCGGUUCUUCAAUAUGUGGUGUCAGUCAAAAGAGUUUCUGAAGUUGGUUAAAGAGUUAUGGGAGAAACCAAUGCAGGGCAUUAGCAUGUACAGAUUGGUGGUGAAGCUCAAGAGAUUAAAACCUGUGUUGAAGCAUCUGAACAGAACACAAUUUUCUGAUAUUCAACUCAAGAUGCAGCCUAAGCAAAGUUCUAGUUGGCAUUGGAAAAGGUUAUUAGAGCUCAAGGAGAGAGUUAAAGAUGAGUUUCAAGGAACAAGAUGGAAGCAUACUAAGUCUGGGAAAUACUCUGGUACUUCAGGUUAUAAUUCGUUAACUGGUCAGGGUGUUGUGAUGACAGCUGCUAAGUUGCUCACAAAAGACAGAUUACUAAAAUUAAAUAUGUUGAAGGAUGGCCUGGAGUGCAUUUUCUGUCAAAAGGAAACUGAAACAUCAGAACACCUGUUUAUUGAAUGUACCUUCCCCUCUGAAUUGAUCAAGGCAACUGGUCAAUGGGUGAGUUUACCAGGAAUUGCUGUUGAGCAGAUGCAAUGGAGGAAUCAAAUGCUGACUGUCUGGAAAAAUCAGAAACUGAAGAGGAGAACUAAGUCUGGGAAAUACUCCGUUACUUCAGGUUAUAAUUGGUUACCUUGCCAAGGUGUUGUGAUGAUAGCUGCUAAGAAAUUGGCUAGCAUCAUCAGAGAACCACUGAAAACAGAUGUCCCAACGAUGAACAUGUCGCGUCCUUCGAUUGCAAGGGUCUGCGUAGAGGUCGACCUUUUCCGCGACUUGCCGAGUAGAAUCCGACUUGGAACUGAAGAACAAUCGUAUUACCAGCCGGUUACUUACGAAAACUUACCUGAUUACUGUUUGGAAUGUCGCAAGAUUGGGCAUGAUGCAAAAUAUUGCCGUCAUGGGAAGCCACGAUCCACUCCCUCAGAAGUUCAGAAUAAAAAGCAGACCGCGGAUGACCAUUCCAAAAUUAGGGUUCAAGCUGUGAAAACGGAUUGGAAGCCAAAGGAAAAGAUGCUUGAAAGUAAUACAGUGGGAAUUAAGGAUAAAGACCCCUCAACCUCAGGACUCACUGCUGCCGAGAGGUUUCAGAUUCUUACAGAUAUCCAGGAAGAUGGCUAUAUUUCAGAACAGGAAGGAAAUACUGAUGAGAAGUCAAUGGCACAAGAAACUGAUGUUUCCAACUCUGAUAUGGAAUUGGAUUUUACAGAUUUACAACUAGAUCAGGGGCAGAACUCAAAGAUGGUUGGGUCUUCUACCAAAGAUGAUUCGGGCAUUGGAAAAUCGGACAAUACAACAAGAGUGGAAGAUGCGCGACUAGUAGCUUCUGAUGGAGAAGGAAAAAAGAAGAAACCUGGGCGCCCGAAAACAUCAACAAAAACAGCGAAGAAGCCUGGUCCUAAAACUCGUACUUCAACGAGAAUCAGUAGAGAUCCCCCAAGAAAAAAAGUUAUCAAUGAAUUGUCAGCUCAUCUGGAACAUUCGGGGAAUCAAUAA